Messenger RNA from Candoia aspera, 501 nucleotides. RefSeq names its product kunitz-type serine protease inhibitor 5-like. Bases 31 to 501 code for a protein of 156 amino acids. The record is from RefSeq and is a predicted model, not a curated record. Gene Ontology annotation, molecular function: serine-type endopeptidase inhibitor activity. Lineage: Eukaryota; Metazoa; Chordata; Lepidosauria; Squamata; Candoiidae. The transcript has 3 exons. Gene Ontology annotation, cellular component: extracellular region.
AGGCUGGGCGCUCUCCCUGCUGGAAGCACCAUGGGCACAGGCGGCACCAGAACCCUCCUCCUUGGGCUCCUGCUCCUCUCAGCAGACCUGCCGCCCACGAGGGCCAGAGGGCUGGACCGGACGAGACCUCCCUCCUUCUCCAACCAAGGUGGCUACUGCCGGCACUUGCCCAGGCUCCCCGGGAGCCCCGGUGGAGGAGGGGGCUGCGGCGAGUGCAACAGGGAUGCUGACUGCUCCCUCGGGAAGAAGUGCUGCUGGUCGGAAUGUGGGAACACGUGCCAGACGCCCGAGCCCAACCGCUGCAGGCUUCCCCGUGACCCGGGGCCCUGCAAGGCCUCUCUGCCCCAGGUGUUCUACAACUGGCAGGCCAAGAGGUGCCAGGAGUUCAUCUACGGGGGCUGCCACGGGAACCUGAACCGUUUCAACACCAUGGAGCUGUGCCAGCUUGCAUGUGGGGGUCAAGGUAAGCGGUCUGAAGCGCCCCCCUCCCAGGACUGCUAA